This is a messenger RNA of Malaya genurostris, 4083 nucleotides long. It is a transcript of the gene cta, whose product is annotated as guanine nucleotide-binding protein subunit alpha homolog. The record is from RefSeq and is a predicted model, not a curated record. Gene Ontology annotation, cellular component: brush border membrane; heterotrimeric G-protein complex. Lineage: Eukaryota; Metazoa; Arthropoda; Insecta; Diptera; Culicidae. The transcript has 6 exons. Bases 593 to 1771 code for a protein of 392 amino acids. Gene Ontology annotation, biological process: Rho protein signal transduction; adenylate cyclase-modulating G protein-coupled receptor signaling pathway. Gene Ontology annotation, molecular function: GTPase activity; guanyl nucleotide binding; D5 dopamine receptor binding.
CUCUGCUCGGUCGGUGUUGAUAUCGGUUGGCUCGUAAGAAAUUUUGCAAAAAUUGGCGUGUUUUCGGUCGAAAUCGUUGGUCAAAGUGUUCGGAAAGCAUAGUUCAAUAUGAUUUCCAUUCGAUUUGAGUGGAAUUCGUUCGAUUUGUAAAGUUUUCUUGCCGAAAUUACGCGAUUCGAAUUAUCUUUGUGGUUCUUUUUUCGGGGACGGGUUUCCUUUCGCGAGAGUGACGUUUCUCGAUUCACUUCGACGGGUGUUUAUUCUAUGUGAGUGUAUGUGUGUCUGUAUAAUCGGAUGGAAUGAAGUUAUACACAAAUCCAAAUGCACAGGGGAAAAGUUUUUGAUUGCAUUGCUCAAUAGAGAUCGCGGCGAAAGAGCUCGAAUGCCAGUGUAGUGAAGGAAGAAAGCGGAAUUCUUUUCGAGGUGUGACUACUCGAAUGUUUGUUUUGGCUGCGAACAGCGGAUCGUGUUUCAGCGUAUGAGAAGAAGAUCGAUCUCACGUAAACGUGAGCAGUGAAUUGCACGGAAAGGCAAAAUUGUGUGCGUAGAGUGAUGGUGCUAGUCUGAUGUUGAUAUGUGAUGCGAUUUAAAAAUGGCUACAGCAAAUAACCGUAGGCGCGGAGGUGGCGGCGAAGGCGGCUCAUCAAAGCUGUCCUGUACUCGGUCCUGCUGUGGGGAUUUGUUCGGAUAUCUACUGCGAUUACGGGUAAGCCCGGAGGAACUCGAACAGCGAUAUAAGUCCCAGGAGAUCGACAAAUUUCUGGAGAAGGACAAGCAUGCCUUCAGAAGACAGGUCAAACUGCUGCUGCUAGGUGCAGGCGAGUCCGGGAAGUCCACCUUUCUCAAGCAGAUGCGGAUAAUCCACGGAAUCAACUUCGAGCCCGAACUAAUUCGGGAGUAUCAACAUGUGAUCUACCAAAAUUUAGUCAAAGGCAUGCAAGUGCUAUGCGACGCUAGGGAUAAGCUAGAUAUACCGUGGGAAGAUCCGACGUCUCAGCUGGAUGCGAACCAGGCGAUCCUAUUCCGCAGUGAUUCGUCACUGGGCGUUGAGCAGUUCCAUCAGUACGUUCCGGUUAUCCGAAGGCUGUGGCAGGACGGUGCGAUACAGCAGGCGUACGAUCGGCGGAGGGAGUUUCAAAUUAGUGAUUCAGUGAAAUACUUCUUAGAAGAAAUAGACCGGAUAUCAAGGUUCGACUACGUUCCCACACGUACCGAUAUACUGCGAUGUCGCAAAGCAACCAAGGGGGUGUAUGAAUUUACAAUUAGAAUACAGACCAUUCCAUUCGUGUUCGUCGAUGUUGGCGGCCAGCGGACGCAGCGGCAGAAAUGGACCAAAUGCUUUGACUGUUCGGUGACUUCGAUACUGUUUCUGGUGUCGACAUGCGAAUUCGAUCAGGUUCUCGCGGAGGACAGGAAAACCAACCGCCUAGAGGAAUCACGGAACAUCUUCGACACGAUUGUAAAUAACACCACGUUCCAGGGCAUCUCGAUCAUUCUGUUCCUGAACAAGACCGACCUGCUGAAGGAGAAGGUAAAAAAUCCCAACACCGACAUCCGCUGGUACUAUCCGCAGUUCACCGGCAACCCGCACUCGAUCCUGGACGUGCAGAACUUCAUUUUGCAGAUGUUCAUGAACGUGCGGAAGAACACCAAAACACCGAUCUAUCAUCACUUCACCAACGCGGUGGACACCCAGAACAUUCAGGUCGUGUUCAGUUCCGUCAAGGAUACGAUCCUGCAGCGGAAUUUGGCGGCACUGAUGCUGCAGUAAAAAAAAAGCCUCACACGAUUAUUAUUAGAUUUUGUAGUUGUUCCGGAAAGCCCGAAUUGUCCGCCUAUCCAGUCUUCAGUUCUUUGUUAAUUAUUGAGUAUCGUAAAACAGAAAGAGAGAAAGAGAGAGGACAUACUAAAACGAUCCAAUUUAGUUACGUUUUGUUAGAUGAAAUACGUUGGAUAGCAUGCUAUUAUUUAUUUUCUAUCGACAACAGAUUUCCACUUAUCCCUUGCUACGAAGAGAUAUUUAUGAUUUGCGACAUUCAUUGCAACAUUGUAGAAACUCUAAGUUUGUUUUUCGAUAGUUCUAUUGUAUCUUGUUCCAGAAGAUAGAAAAGUAAUCCAAUAAAACAUAAAACAUUGAAACAGAAAAAAAUAUACAGGGUUGCUUUUGAAAAAGAGCCUAACAGACAGAACGAAGCCAUCACAAUCGGAGAUUUUCUUCAAGUUGAAAAGUUGGGCAUCUUUUGCUCAAUACCAACCAACCUGUUUUGUUGUACUUCGAAGAAUCUCUUUCAACGAAAACUGCCAUAUUUUAAAGCUAUAUAAUAUUUGUCUCUCAUUGAAUAACUCUUCGCGAUUUUGCUUCGGGGUGAACCAUCUGUCAAACGAUCUAUACAUUUGAAACUGGUCACCAAAUUGAACUUUUUAGUAUUAGAAUUUAGUUGACGGUAUCAAAUGUGUAUCACUGCUCUUACGGAUGGCAACACCCUUCUCUAGCAAAAAAUAAACACUUUCCUCUGAGAUCUAAUCCGAACCUCAACUUUUGAUUGAUGAACAAUAGCGCAAACAAGAAAGGACAUCGUUCUCAAUUUAAUCAAACCAAAAAUAAUGUUAAUGAUUAUUAGACAGUUAUACGAACAAAGAAUUAUUGAUUUAAAGUGCAGUUUAUACAGUACACAUAGAUUAAUGUGAGCAACAGCGUGAAUACUUUGAGUAUAAAUCAAGUCCAGCGACACUGUAGAAAGUUAGAAACUUUUAGUUAAAACCAUUACGAAUGUAAAUAUUAAUUAAACGCACAAUUGAUAGGCUAAGCUUCAUUAAUAAUGAGCAAUCUUUUCCGUGGUAAAAAAAAUAAUAGUCCAAGCAUUUACUACAAUCACCUUCUCUGUCCACGUUCGGCCAAUCGCCGUCGGGAUAACAGGUGAAACAAGAAACAACAGUAUACUCACUAUCAUUCCUGUCCACCCAUCACCCUGUUUACUAUCGCAGUCAGUCGCAUCAAAUCAAAUCAAUCAAUGUUAUAGUUAGACUAAAAUAACCACUAAAUGUUCUGCUUGUAUCGGAUUUGCGAAUGCGCAACUGUCCCUCGUAGAAAAGCAAAAUUUACCGCGCUAAUUAUAGAACAAUACUCGAAUUCGAUCAAAGGCUAAUUUCGUGCCUUUUAAAACAUUGUUUUUUGGAAAAUCCGUUUUAAACAACUAGGAUUAUAAUAUGUACGAUCCUUAGAAACUAGCACACGAACGCGAUUUGACCGAAUAAGACUUGAUUUUACCGAACUCUGUAGCUAAAUCGACCAUUUGGAAUGAUAUUUUUAACGAUUGUCCGAAGGAAAAAAAACGGCAAUCUGUAGUUAAUAGGAAGUUUUUGCUAAACAUUUACAACUGCUAAGAAUAGAGGACUUGUUUCAAAUUUUCGGUAGUAGCUAUUUGUAAAUCGAUGUUGUGCCGCAGUAGACAGAAGCUCAGACCAAAAAAAACGUUGCGAUAAACGCAUAGCCUUUCCGGUAAGUAAACACACACACACGAAUCGUCACAAUUAACUAUUGAUUAUAGUUCGCAAUAGCGCAGUUACCCUCAAUCUCGACCACGUGGCUUUCACAGCUAACGAAAGAAAGAAAAUCUAAGCGUGCCAUGGGUUUCUAUAUGUUCAAAAAGACAAACUAAAAACAUACACAUCGUUUCUAAGGAGCCAAUUUGGCUAGCUGAAGAAAAAAAAUGCUUCUGCAUAAAAUCCCCUGAUUUUUAACAGACGAAACGAGACGAUGAUUUCAUUUAGUUUUUUUUUUAACAGUGGUGUACAUCUACAUAUUUAUACGUUUUAUAAGUUGUUGUUCAAUGUUAUAUUUCAAAACUUUAUUUGUAUAUUUGUGGAUACGAAAAGGUUUGUGUACAUUCAAAGGUAACAAAGAUAUACUGUUCUAAAAUGUAAAAAAAAUCGAAUACAAAGGGUAACAGUAAGAAAUCUAACAAAAUAGUACGUAAAAUUACACUGAAGCGAACGAAGGAACAUUUUGUCAUAUGUUAAUGGUUUAUAUCUAUAUUAAGUGUAUAUACAUCAAUCAAAUAUAAAAAAAAAACAUGGCUAAAG